Molecule: messenger RNA, 936 nt
Organism: Melospiza melodia melodia
Lineage: Eukaryota; Metazoa; Chordata; Aves; Passeriformes; Passerellidae
Exons: 4
Coding region: 229-936 (235 amino acids)
Source: RefSeq, a predicted model, not a curated record
GCAACAUGAUAUCUUUGGAUCAGAAAACAUGGCUGAGCUAGUAAACAAGCUAUUUUCUCCUACAGCACAACUCAUGAGCACAGGAUGGGUGAGACUGGCAAUACACUACCUAUCCAAAGAGACAACAGCACAUAAAUGGGAUGACCUCCAGCUAAAGUCCAUCUUCCUCCUCUCUUCAGCCCUUGCAAAGAAAGUCUCAAGCUUUAGUCUGAUUGUGCAAGUCACAACAUGAAGAAGUCCUCCACAUCCCUAUCAAAAGAUGCUGUGAGAAGAAGAUGGAGCACAAACCUAAUUCAUCUGCAUUUCCUCUACACGUCUUUGUGCCCCAGAUACCUCCAAAGGAAAGGAGAGGACAGUGCUCUGGAGCAGUUAUCUCUCUUCUUUGCUUGUGCUGUGAUUAGCAGACAUCCCUGGUAUUCUUUGUACCAGACUUCUUGUUUUGCAUUCAAAAUACAAUCCCAGCAUUGGGCAGAGGCAGCAAAAGAAGAGAAAAACAAGGGAAACAGCUUUACCAUUUUUUUUCAUCUUGUGACCAAACGAACAUCAAGAAUCACAACCACCAGCACCACCACAAUAAAAAUGGACGUGUUGCAGCACCGUAGCCUUGCUAGCCGGGAGAGAGCAGUAAGUGAAGGCUGCAGAGGUUUGACCACAAGCCCUCGGGGAGGGAUCGAAGCAUUUGAGGACCGCCAGCAGGCACAAACCUGCCUCGAAGGGCACCGGGCGUCCCCGAGGGGCACCCCUGAGGCCGCCCCUUUGCCUGGCGGCCCCGAGGCCCGGCUGCCGCGGCACGGGGGGCAUCCAGCUGUUGCAAACAGCUGUCUGUCAGCCCCGGCCGCGCCGCGGCCGAGCGCGGGGUCCGCCCCGCCGGCGUCCCCGCCCCUGCGAGGAGGAGGAGGAGGAGGAACCGAGAGUGACCGACCCGGUGGCUUUUAG